This is a messenger RNA of Rhizophagus irregularis DAOM 181602=DAOM 197198, 915 nucleotides long. RefSeq lists its product as uncharacterized. Lineage: Eukaryota; Fungi; Glomeromycota; Glomeromycetes; Glomerales; Glomeraceae. Gene Ontology annotation, cellular component: nucleoplasm. Gene Ontology annotation, molecular function: RNA binding. The record is from RefSeq and is a predicted model, not a curated record.
AUUUUUCCUUUUCUCCACAAAAAAAAAAAAUAUCAAGUUCCAACAAAAAAAGAAUUUGUUUUUUUGAAGAGUACAAUUUUUAUUAAACCAUUUCUUUUUUCUUAAAAAAAAAAAAACUCCCCAAUAAAAAACUUCAUACAAAUAAAAAUGUGCAAGAAAGUUAUUGUAACCGACAUCUCUGAUAAAGCUUCAGAAAAAACUGUCAAAGACUUCUUCUUAUUCUGUGGUAAAAUCAAAGAAUUUGAACUCAUAAAAGAAGAGAGCAACGAUAAACAACUCGCUUACGUAACAUUUGAGCGCGAUACAGCUGCUAAAACAGCUCUAAUGCUUACAAAUGCUGUAAUUGGUGAUAGUCAAAUUACAGUAAGACCUGCUGACGACGAUCAAUCUUAUAAUGAUGAUUCAGAUGAUUGUGAUAUACAAGCAUCUAAACCGAAAGCUGCAAUCUUUGCAGAAAUUUUAGCUGCUGGAUAUACAUUACAAGACGCAAUCCUUGAGAAAGGAAUUGAGUUUGAUUCUAAAUUUGGUUUUAGCAACUACUUUAAACAGUACUUGGCUCAGAUUCAGGCCAAUCUCAAAAAUUUAGAUCAACAUUACAAAGUUACAGAGACCGUAACUACCCGCGCAACCGAUAUUGACAAGAAAUAUUCGGUUUUAAAUAAUGCUAAAUUUGUUAUCGACCAAGCUCAAGAUAGAGUUAAUAACUUACUUGAAACAUCUGCUGGCAAAAUGAUUUGCGAGUAUCUUUUCUGCACACAAAAACAAGUCGCUGACGUUCAAUCUUUGGCCAGAAAAAUCGCCGAUGACAAGAAACAAGAACGAAAUUUCAACCCUGUUCCUUCUCAUUCACAUACGGAUGAUCAGGCAUCUGGUCAACCAGUCUCCUGUCUCUUAUACACAUCUAGAUGUGUAUAA